Messenger RNA from Brassica rapa (field mustard), 1634 nucleotides. RefSeq names its product cyclin-dependent kinase D-3. Gene Ontology annotation, cellular component: transcription factor TFIIH holo complex; cytoplasm; nucleus. The record is from RefSeq and is a predicted model, not a curated record. NCBI's taxonomy places the organism in Eukaryota, Viridiplantae, Streptophyta, Magnoliopsida, Brassicales, Brassicaceae. Gene Ontology annotation, biological process: positive regulation of transcription by RNA polymerase II; protein phosphorylation. Gene Ontology annotation, molecular function: RNA polymerase II CTD heptapeptide repeat kinase activity; ATP binding; cyclin-dependent protein serine/threonine kinase activity.
CAGCUAGAGAGAGUUUUCUUUUUCUCAUUUUCUUUUGUUCCCUCGAUUUGCCGACGCGCCAACGGCUACUUUUUCCUCCGGAGACGGAGGAGCUCUCAACGUGCGAGCCCUAAAUCCUUGGUAGUCGACCAAAGUUUCAGAUUCGAAAAGCAAUCGAGUUGUAGAGAAGGAUAACCAAACUAAACAAGAAGAAAGAUUAUCGGUUGUAGUGUGUUGUGUGUUUACAGUACCCCGAAUACGAUAAAUGGAGCAGCCAAAGAAAGUAGCUGAUAGGUAUCUCAAGCAAGAGGUUCUCGGGCAAGGUACUUACGGCGUCGUCUUCAAGGCCACUGAUACUAAGACAGGAGAAACUGUAGCAAUCAAGAAGAUAAGGCUUGGUAAACACAAGGAAGGUGUAAACAUUACGGCUCUCAGGGAAAUCAAAAUGCUCAAAGAGCUAAAGCAUCCUCAUAUCAUUCUCUUGAUCGAUGCGUUUCCUCACAAAGAGAACUUGCACCUUGUGUUUGAGUUCAUGGAGACUGACCUCGAAGGAGUCAUUCGCGAUUCAAACGUGUUCCUCUCACCUGCCGACAUCAAAUCUUACCUCCUAAUGACACUUAAAGGACUUGCUUAUUGCCACGAGAAAUGGGUUUUGCACAGGGAUAUGAAGCCAAAUAACUUGUUGAUAGGACCUGAUGGACAGCUGAAACUUGCAGAUUUUGGAUUAGCACGUAUAUUUGGUACUCCUGAUCGUAAGUUUACCCAUCAGGUGUUUGCUAGAUGGUACAGAGCACCAGAACUUUUGUUUGGUGCAAAACAAUAUGGUGCUACAGUUGAUGUUUGGGCUGCUGGCUGCGUAUUUGCUGAACUUCUGCUACGCAGACCAUUUCUUCAGGGGAACAGUGAUAUCGAUCAAUUAAGCAAAAUAUUUGCUGCCUUUGGGACACCAAAAGCGGAUCAAUGGCCAGACAUGAAAAGCCUUCCUGAUUACGUAGAGUAUCAAUUUGUCCCAGCACCUUCUCUACGUUCUUUAUUCCCAGCAGUUAGUGAAGAUGCUCUCGAUUUAUUGUCCAAGAUGUUUACAUAUGACCCAAAGGCUAGAAUUUCUGUUAAGCAGGCUCUAGAACACAGGUACUUUACUUCUGCACCUUCUCCUACUGACCCUGCUAAGCUCCCAAAGCCACUUCGGAAGCAGGAAACUAAAGCCUCUUACGGUAAACAUGAGGCUAUCAAAGUGGUAUCACCACCACGUAAGAUUAGAAGAGUAAUACCUGAGCGUGGGUGGGUUGAUGGUAUGAAGUCUCACGUUGACAAGGAUCAACAAGCACCCAUGUCAUUAGAUUUUACCGUCCUCGCUGAGCGGCCUCCUAACCGACCAACCAUCACCAGUGCCGAUAGAUCUCAUCUGAAGAGGAAGCUUGAUCUCGAUUUCUAAUAGUAAUGUUCUCUUACAUUCAGUUUUGCCUCUGGUGAGACUACAACAUUGUUAGAUUGUCAUUUUUACUACCGCUGGUGUAAGUUGGCGAUUUAUUCUUCUGUCCCCUAUAAUUCGACUAUGAUAAUCAUACUUUAUUGUAUUUGUCUUACUUGCUUUAUUCAUUGUAAACUAAUAAUCAUGUACUGAUUAUAAAGCUUUCCACUUUUCCCUCUGGGCA